CCACAAGAUGGCAGGCAAAGCGUACGCUCGUUUUGUUCUGCAAUGCGCCUGCGUAUUGUCGAACUUUUGGUAAGCUCACUGGAAGCUGUCAGGAUUCUAAGGUGUUCAGCAAGUGGUUGUUCGCUCGGUGGGGAGAGCGGUGUUUACAGUGCGUGUGCUCCUUGUGGCGGUGCGUCCGCGCGAUCUGCUGCUGCCCGCUGUGUUUUUGGUGGGCUUUCACCCGUGGCGUUUUGCCCACGGUGCGGGAUGCAUCUUCUCCCUGCUUGACCGGCGGCUGCUCGCGCGUAAAGAAGAACUCUGGAGGGGACGUCGGCCACCCGCCGUCCGGCGAUGGAGCUGCCGGUGCUGAAUGUAGGCGGGGAUAUAACCUUCCUGAUGCAAGCAGGGGUAAUCCGUGACACGGUCACCAUAGACGCCACCGAGAUGAACCUCAAGUCGCUCAAGGACACCGCAUGCAACUUCGUCCACAAGAGGCUGCCGGAGCACGGCCUGAACAGGCUGAGUGAGCGGCUGCUCCUGUUCCGGCACGACUACAACAGUGAGAACAUUCUGCUGCCCAUCAAUGCUGCUUCUGAUGUGGCCGAGGGCACCCUGGUGGAGAUUGUCGUUUCAGCCCAAAACCCGAGUGACGAUGUCCAGAUCCGGCCACACUCGCUAACAGUGCACUCGUACAAGACGCCCACCUUCUGUGACUUCUGUGGCGAGAUGCUCUUCGGCCUAGUCCGGCAAGGCCUGAAGUGCGAGGGCUGUGGGCUCAACUUUCACAAGCGGUGCGCGUACAAGAUCCCAAACAACUGCAGCCACACACGGCGGCGGCGGUCCUCCACCUCGAUGUACCCUCGGAGCCCAACGGAAGCAGUCCAACGGACUGCAUCCAGCGCAGCUACUUUCAGUGAUGACCAUAAUGUGUUGCUCUGCAGUGGGAGCAACUUGUCGUCCAGUUCGCGGGAGAAGCGGUCCCCGUCGCUGAACAUGGGGCGCCCCGCGUGGGUGGAGCGGGAGCUGGCAGGCCGAAUCUGCAUCCCGCACACGUUUGUGGUGCACUCGUAUGCCAAGCCAACGGUGUGCCAACACUGCAAGCGACUGCUCAAGGGCCUCUUCCGCCAAGGGCUGCAGUGCAAGGACUGCAAGUUCAAUGUGCACAAGCGCUGCAUGGACAAGAUCCCCAUGGACUGCACGGGCGAGGCACCCCGGGAGUGGGCCGAUGCCUCUCAGGACAACUCGGAAAGCAGCUCCGAGCUUGAGAACAAUGGGGAAAGGGACAAUGUGGAGGAUGAUUCGGACACGGAGAGUGAACAGCACGAGUCACGGCCGCCGGUGGACAACCGUGAGGAUGAGCUACCCAAGACCAACUUGGAUGAGUCUGGCAGCAACAACAUCCCGCUGAUGCGCAUCGUCCAGAGUGUGCGGCACACAAAACGCAAAGGGGGUGCUAAGCUUUUCAAGGAGGGCUGGCUGGUGCACUGCACGGAUCGUGACCCCGUGCGACGGCGCCACUACUGGCGCCUGGACAGCAAGGCCCUGACCCUGUUCCACUCGGACACAGGCUCCAAGUACUACCGUGAAAUCCCCUUAUCCGAGGUUCUGUCAGUGGACCCUCCACGAAGGCCCGACAUUGGCUUUGAGCUGCGCACGGCUGCUGGCGCCACCUAUCUGGUGGGCGAUGACCGUGACCAGGCACGCCCCUGGGAGUUGGCCCUGCGGCAGGCACUCAUGCCGGUGUCUCGACAGGAGGAUGAGGGAAAUGGACAGCACAACACGGACAUCAGCCUACGGUACCAGAUAUUCCCAGAUGAAGUUCUGGGAUCAGGCCAGUUUGGCAUUGUCUACGGAGGUGUCCAUAGGACGAGUGCUCGUGCAGUGGCCAUCAAGGUGAUCGACAAGUUGCGCUUCCCAACAAAGCAGGAGGCACAGCUGAAGAAUGAGGUGGCCAUCCUGCAGAACAUCCGCCACCCAGGUGUCGUUGACCUGGAGAAGAUGUUUGAGACGGCCGAGCGCAUAUUUGUCGUCAUGGAGAAGCUCAAGGGUGACAUGCUUGAGAUGAUCCUCUCCUCAGAGAAGGGACGGCUUUCCGAGCGCACCACUCGUUUUCUCAUCUACCAGAUCCUGAUUGCUCUGAAGCAUCUGCACUCUAAGAAUAUUGUGCACUGCGACCUCAAGCCUGAGAAUGUGCUGCUGUCCUCAGACUCGGAAUUACCUCAGGUCAAGUUGUGCGACUUCGGCUUUGCCCGCAUCAUUGGCGAGAAGUCAUUUCGGCGGUCCGUUGUUGGCACCCCCGCAUACCUAGCGCCCGAGGUGCUUCGGAACAAGGGCUACAAUCGGUCGCUCGAUAUGUGGUCCGUUGGUGUUAUCAUCUACGUCAGUCUAAGUGGGACAUUCCCAUUCAACGAAGAAGAAGACAUCAAUGAUCAGAUUCAAAAUGCGGACUUCAUGUACCCCCCUAACCCGUGGAAGGACAUAUCCCCAGAAGCGGUUGACCUUAUCAACAACUUGCUCCAAGUGAAGACAAGGAAGCGCUACACGGUGGACAAGUCCCUGGUCCACACCUGGCUACAGGAUUACCAGACGUGGUGCGACAUUCGCGAGCUGGAGGGCCAGGUCGGGGUGCGGUACCUGAGCCACGAGUCAGACGACACCCGCUGGGAGACAUACCGGCGCGAGCGAGGGCUGCAGCCACCAGCACCAGCGCCCCCUACUGCUCAGACGCAGCAGCAGUCUCAACAGCAGUCCCAGCAGCAGCAGAGCCUUCAUCACACGCCUGCGCGGUCACGACUCUCGGUGCAACGCGAAGAAGAAUCGUCCCCCACCUGCGGUCGUGUCCGCCUCUGACCUACUGCUGACAUGAUCCACUGUGGCACGCAGUUUCCUACGUUUUCCCUGGGGCAGGGUGCUAGUGUAGGUGGGGUCCUGGUGUGCGUUUGGAGGUGGCACCAUUUACUGCUUCAUUUGGUUUGUUUGUUCGUUCUUUUUUCCCCUUCAACUCUGUUGUCUCUAUAGCUGGCAGGAACAUCGCCAAGAAAAGAUCCAAACUUGCACCGUUGCAAUUUUUGGACCCUUUCAUCAGUCAGCCUCUGUGCGAAAGAAGAGUUGAGAGGGAAGGCCUGAGAAAGUGAUAAAGGCAGAAGCAGUGUGAAACAAUGGCGCCACCUUCAGGUUAUACGGGGACCUUGAGUGUAGAUGUUUUUGCUGUAUAUGGAAGCAUGCAGCAAUGGUGUGUCCCAGCCGGUCACGAAGUCUGGGAAAUUGCGGGGCUGUAUGCUCUCAGUCGGUCACCUUCAGCGGCACUUCCACAUGGCGCUAGACAAGGCAUGAGACCUCAAUGGUAGCGCUGAUCAUUCACAGGCACCGGGAUAUUUUUGCUGCCCAUCCUGUAUUCAGAGCAUGUGACAUCUGCGCAGUGUUCUGGCAUGGGUGCAGCAGUGGACAUAGUACUGGGCAUUGCAGGCAUGCAUGAUUUUUCUUGCCAAACAGCCUGCUGAUCUGCCGUCAAAUUUUGAAUGAAGUUAGCAUUUUGCAGUGGAUUUAGUUUAAUACCACAUUUGCAAGCACUACUUGCCCGUUUCCUUAACAACAGAGCUAAAGUGCAGAUUAUCUGCAGCAAUGCCACUAAUAAAAUUUUGACUUUGCUGCAGCGAAAUGGAAGAUGCCAUCUGUCAUCCACUACGGUAAACGAUGCACUCACCUUUCACCAAUGAAACAGGCAAGUAAUGCAGGCAAACAUGCUAACAAACUGAACCCACUGCAAAAUGCUACCUCUGUGUAAAAUUCAAACGGAAAUCCAUCAGCAGUUUAGCUUGAAAAGUCAUGUAAGCCUUGUGCACCCCAACUUAUGCAACAUUCAGUAUUGUCACUUUGCACUAUUUCUCCUGGCUGGUUUCCUCUAUCACAUCUGCUGCCUCUUGAUAGCUAAGUAGUGCAUAGUGAAAGUAGUAUAUUUCUAAUGAAAAGUGAUCAAAUAUUUCAGUUUGAGCCAUGCAUGCCGUGCUUUACAUGCACUGGACCACUGUUUCCAGGGUGCUGUAUUUUGUCUCAUUCAUGCAUGCCUGUCCACAGCCCAACCUAUCAUGUGGCUAGUACAGUGCAAUACACGUGGUAUCUCGUGAGGCACUUUGUACCAUAUAAGGCACACAGCCUGCUGCCAAGGCUACAGACUUCGCACAUUCAUACAUUGAAUCUGCUUGGCAGCAUUUUUUGUAAGAACGCAGUGACACCAAGUACCAGAACUAGACUAAAUGGAGAAGACUUACUGAGCACUAAGCAAUCUGCCUGUGUAAACCUCCAGCCUCCAUUUAUCAUUUCUCUAUGACACUCCCCCUUCCUGCUUUAUCACAGUCUAACACUGUGAGGUUGUUAUCAGAUAGAAAUAUGGUACUACAGUAGGUCAAGCAGCCCGGGAAUCAUGGAGGGUGCACAAACUUUUUUUUUUUUUUGCAAUUGGUAGAACUUCAUUGAAGAAGCACAUUUGCACUCCUUUUACUGUACUUUGAGCUUCAGAUGCAUUUUGUGCCUAGUUUCCAACAUUUCUUUUGGUUCAUUAGUUAUUGAGAUUUCAAAUAGAUUCAUUUUAUCUGUUGAAUAAGGAUGCUUAAUAUUAGAAGAUAUUUUCAUAUUGUAAUCAAUUCUUUUUCAUAGCAAUGUUUUUAAAAGGCUUAGUGAGGUUAAACACGGGGAAUGCGA
Messenger RNA from Dermacentor albipictus, 4677 nucleotides. Its product is annotated as serine/threonine-protein kinase D1-like. Gene Ontology annotation, biological process: protein phosphorylation. NCBI's taxonomy places the organism in Eukaryota, Metazoa, Arthropoda, Arachnida, Ixodida, Ixodidae. The record is from RefSeq and is a predicted model, not a curated record. Gene Ontology annotation, molecular function: protein kinase activity; ATP binding.